Molecule: messenger RNA, 2910 nt
Organism: Phyllostomus discolor (pale spear-nosed bat)
Lineage: Eukaryota; Metazoa; Chordata; Mammalia; Chiroptera; Phyllostomidae
Product: olfactory receptor 4L1-like
Exons: 2
Coding region: 211-1149 (312 amino acids)
Biological process (GO): G protein-coupled receptor signaling pathway
Cellular component (GO): membrane
Molecular function (GO): G protein-coupled receptor activity; olfactory receptor activity
Source: RefSeq, a predicted model, not a curated record
ACCAAGUACUGCAGAGAAUGAAAGGCAGAUUUUCAAUACUGAAUAAUCCUGUGAACAUGUUGGGCCUUAUACUGUGCUUUUAGAGCAGAUAAUGCAUUUAUGUUUCAAUGAAGAUUUCUAAAGGCUUAAAGAGAUAAAUUUUGAGCGAGUCAGAAGAAUACAAUUUAUUUUAUGUCUAAAAUUCUUCUGGGAUUUCUCUGAGUUGAGUAAAUGGAUCUUAAAAAUGAAUCUGUAGUGACUGAGUUUAUUUUACUAGGAUUUUCUGGACAAUGGGAACUUUGUAUAUUCUUCUUUUCAGCAUUCUCCUUGAUCUAUAGUGCUGUUGUGUUGGGAAACGUUCUCAUUAUGGUUACAGUAACAUUUAGCUCCACCCUUCAUUCUCCCAUGUACUUUCUACUUGCAAACCUCUCUUUUUUGGACAUGUGCCUCUCCACUGUCACCACCCCCAAGAUGAUCACAGGCUUGCUCACUGAACACAAGACCAUCUCCAUAUGGGGCUGCAUGACCCAGAUGUUUUUUAUGCACCUUUUUGGGGGUGCUGAGAUGACUCUUUUGAUAGCCAUGGCCUUUGACAGAUAUGUAGCCAUAUGUAAGCCCCUGCACUACAGGACAAUCAUGAACCACAGGUUGCUUGGUGGGUUUGUGAUACUUUCAUGGAUAAUUGGUUUUGCACACACCAUGAGCCAGAUGUUAUUAUUGGUGAAAUUGCCUUUUUGUGGCCCCAAUGUUGUGGACAAUAUAUUUUGUGACCUUCCCCUUGUGAUUAAGCUUGCUUGUAUAGAAACAUAUACCCUGGAAUUAUUUGUCAUUGCUAACAGUGGGUUGCUCUCAUUGAUCUGUUUCAUUCUUCUGCUUAUCUCCUACAUGGUCAUCCUGGCCACUGUGUGGCAAAGAUCAUCUGGAGCACUUUCUAAGGCUCUGUCCACAUUGUCUGCACACAUCAUUGUAGUCACUCUGUUCUUUGGACCUUGUAUCUUUAUCUAUGCCUGGCCAUUCAAUAGUUUUGCAGGCAAUAACAUCCUUUCUGUAUUUUACACUGUUAUUACACCCUUACUAAACCCUAUUAUUUACACCCUGAGAAAUCAGAAAAUGCAAGGGGCCAUGAGAAAAUUAUGGUUCCUACUUAUUAGCUCCACACAGAACUUCUAGAUUUAAGCAGUAUAUAAUACAGCUUUCACAUACUAUGCUAACAGAACUUGAAUAGAUUAUAUACAAUAUAUGGUUUUACUCUUGUGGUGUUAAAAUGUUAAUCAAUGGAGAAAAAUUAAUAAUAAAAUAUUUUUAAUUUACACAAAGCAGUUAUAACACAUUAUGAUAAUUAACAGCCUGCAGCAAAAUAGGCAUAAAAUUACUGACUACUUUUACAUAGACAUUCAGGUAUAUUUACUAGUAAUGAAAUACAUAUUAAAAAUGUGGUAAAUAUUAUUAUAGGUGAUUUUAAUAGAUACAGAUUUUUACUGACAUUCAUAAAUUUACACAAUUAAAUGAGGUACCAUUGCAAAUAAUGAUUGAAAUAAUGUCACCAAUAAUGGGAAAAAUAUGAUUCUAAUCUCUUAAACCAAUGAGAGAAAACAUAAGAAUAAAUAAUUAAAUUUGAAAGUAUAAUGAAUAUAAGCUGCCAGAGUGAAUAUGUGAUACCAGAAGGGGGAAAACUAAUGGAAAGACAAUUUCAGUAUAACUAUAGAGAGUAUCCUUAGAACCAAAUGCUUCCAGAAAUAUUAUAAGUAUUCACAGCUGACUUUCAAACCUCUAUAAAUAAAAGUAGAGGCACACUUCUUGAUUUUACACAAUAUAUCAUGUAACUGUCCAAGUGCUUUAUGUAAGGCUACAGUUAAAUUUGCCUCUUGCAGGCUUGUGGUCCUUAUUAUAACUAUAAGCUAAAUCUGAUUUGCUUGGAAGUGUUGAUGAGGGGGUAGUGCAUGCUUAAUUGGGAAUCCCACACUCAUUGUUGGUUAAUUUUAAAUAUUCUCUCCUAAUUCAAGAUAAAACAUUUCUUGUAUGCUCUAGUCAAUAGCUUUGUAACUGAUGCUAAACCACCAAUAAAUUCUUUCUGUCUUCAAUGUUUUCUCUAUAAACAUCUAGAGUGAUGUCAUUAAAAUACCAUUCUCAAUGUCUUUCUCAACUAAAACUAUUUCAUGCAUUAAGACUUAAGUCCAUACCCUUAACUGGACUUAAAAAUCCUUCAUAAUAUGGCCUAACCCUGGAAUUUUGUUUCAAAAUACUCUUUUUCACAAUGUUAGAGUCACACUGACCUUCUUUCAAGUUCUUAAAGCAUCAGCAUCUUCUUAACUUAGGAGUUUUUCCAGGCUGUUCCCUUCACUAGGAAUAAUCUACCACCUCUUUACUGAGCUAACUCCCUAUUAGAACACAGGACCCAUUUUAGGACACAUUUCCUGUAUAUCCUUGGACAGUUUAUAUUUAUUUAUGUCACUUAUUUGUAGCAUGAUGCAAUUUCUAUUUUUUGCAUAAAUUAUGGUAGUAAUUAUUUGUGUGAUUCUAGGUUAAAUUCAGCUUUCUUUUUAAGUUAUAAGUUCCACAUACCUUCAAUAUCUAGCACACAUAUUGGCACACAGCAGUUUAUACAUACUUAUUGAAUGGACUUAAAAACAUGAAAUAACUAUAUUCUAGCACAAUAUUACUCAAUUAGACCUACAACUAAGAAAUGCAUGCACCUCUAUUGUGAGAUAUUACAUGUUAAAAAGAUAAAAGAUUAAAGCACACAAGGACAAAUGUUGCUUAUUUAUUUCAGUAAUUGAAUUUCAGAAAUUAGAUCCUUUUAAUUAAAUCAAGAGAAUUGAGUAUAUGUAAAAUUUAAGUCAAAUGGAGAAGAAAUAAAGGAAGUUCACUUAUGUUUACUAUAGCAUUAUUUACAAUAGCCAAGAUUUGGAAGCAGCCCAAGUGUCCAUCAGU